UAAUCUACCGUCAACCCAGAUGAUAGAUCUAUCUAACAUCUUCUCAUUUUUGUAAUCGCUCGCAGCAUCAUCACUUUGGUCUGCUCUCAUAUACUCCCCUUUCUUUUUGCAUAUCUUAUCCCGAUUCUCCUCCGUCACCAUGGCCUCCGAACCUCCCACCAAGAAGAAGUGCCUAGGCUGCGAUAACGAGGCUGGAGCGCUGCAGUGCCCGACAUGCUUGAAGCUCGACAUCAAGGACAGCUUCUUCUGUGGCCAGGACUGCUUCAAGAGAAACUGGAGCGAACACAAGAAAAUGCACAAGACACAAAUCACCGGUUACUACAAUCCUUUCCCGAGCUUCCCCUUCGCCGGCCCGCUGCGCCCCGUCUACCCUCUGUCCGAGCAUCGCACACUUCCCAAGUCGAUUCCUCAUCCCACUUGGUGGCAAGACGGCGACCCCAAGUACAGCCGGUCACUGAUCAACCGCAACAAGAUCGAUGUCCUCGAUGCAAAGGGUAUUGCUGCGAUGCGCAAGGUUUGCAGGCUAGCACGCGAAGUCCUCGACCUUGCUGCUGCCGCAGCCAAGCCCGGCGUCACGACCGACUUCAUCGAUGAGCUUGUCCACAAGGCUUGCAUAGAGCGCGAGUCGUACCCUUCACCCCUGAACUACAACCACUUCCCCAAAUCAUGUUGUACUUCCGUCAAUGAAGUUAUCUGCCACGGUAUCCCCGACCAGCGCAUUCUCCUCGACGGUGAUAUCCUUAACAUCGACAUCAGCUUGUACCAUGGUGGAUACCACGCCGAUCUUAACGAGACAUACUACAUUGGUGACAGAGCCAAGGCCGAUCCCGACAGCGUAAGAGUAGUGGAGGCGGCACGUGAGUCUCUCGACGAGGCCAUCAAAGCUGUCAAGCCGGGUGUCCUGAUUCGAGAGUUUGGAAACAUUAUCGAGAAGGUUGCAAAGCAAAAGGACUGCAGCGUAAUUAGAACGUACUGCGGCCAUGGCGUCGGAAAGCUCUUCCACAGCCCGCCCAACGUCCCGCAUUAUGCCAAGAAUAAGGCGGUUGGCGAGUGCAAGGUUGGAAUGACCUUUACCAUUGAGCCUAUGAUUGCUCUGGGCAAGUACAGGGACAUUACAUGGCCCGAUAACUGGACUAGCACAACCAUUGACGGAAAGCGAACAGCCCAGUUUGAGCACACACUUCUUGUUACGGAAGACGGCUGCGAGAUUCUUACGGCGCGGACAGCCGAUUCACCUGGAGGGCCAGUUCCUAUGCCAGAGAAGGUGGCCAAUUGAGAAGAUAAUUGGCACAAUGUACGAUCAAUGUAAAAGCUCUGACGAAGUGAUCUGAUACCAUCAUUAUGUAGCGUAUUGUAUGAUGUGGGCAUCCUAGAAGUUAGCGAUAGGGUACUGGCGUCGUUGUGUGUUGCUGCGGAUGCAAUAAAGUCGCUUUUCUCUGCUACCAGGGUCUGUCGCUGUAGGCAUUGAUGCUGGGUCAUGCAUGAUUUAUGCGUAGCAAAAAAAUGGAGAAACCCAGGUUCGUUCCUCG
Molecule: messenger RNA, 1529 nt
Organism: Trichoderma asperellum CBS 433.97
Lineage: Eukaryota; Fungi; Ascomycota; Sordariomycetes; Hypocreales; Hypocreaceae
Biological process (GO): proteolysis
Cellular component (GO): cytosol
Molecular function (GO): metalloaminopeptidase activity
Source: RefSeq, a predicted model, not a curated record